AUGAACCAGACAUCGCCUUCUUCCAUUGCUGUCGAUACAAUAUAUCCCGCGAAUUCGAUCGAAAAACGGCUCGAGCGCCUCAGAGACGAAGUCCUUCCUUUCUAUCCUUUCAUCCUCACCGUACCAACCGAUGUGCCGUUUCGUCUAGGCGGCCGCUUUGUCAACAAUUGGGCAGUUGGAAAAGACGGGCCCUUUGCCCCGGAAGAACAGCAGCUUCAGUAUAUGACGUUCCUCACACAUCACGAAGGAGAUUCUUUACUUCUCGCAGUCGGAGACUGGUCAGAUGGAACGGGUAGCAUCAUGGCCGACCAUCGUCAGUCAGAGUCCCCAGAUGGCGUGAACACGCCGAAAGGUGACACGGUAAAGAAGAAAAUUAGCCUUACCGACUAUAAGAACAAGACGAAACCCAGUCCUUCUGCUGGCCCUUCAUAUAGAGACACUUCGAAGUCAAGUGCUUUGAAGCCCCAAAAACACCAAGGCCAACAGCGUACCAGCAAAGCUGAGCCUUUACAGCAUGAGAAAAACAACAUGAAAAGCACCCCAAAUAUGCGACCUCAAGAACGGCCAAUUGACGACAGAAGUGGAAGAAAGCGUCUGCCUGAUAAUGAAUCAGAUCAGUCUGAAUUGCAGGGACUGAGAAACUCUGAUUGGGAUUCACAUAAAAAACCACGACUAUCUGUUAAACAGACUGGGAACAAAGGAUCAAAUCGUGCAAAGAGCAAUGCAAAUAGUCUACCGGUUCUUCUUUCGCCUACUCUCCCACCAACUUCUGUCACACCUAAACUUCCACGUCUCUUAUCACCCACACUUCCGCCGGACAUCGAGGAAGAGCUAGUCAGGCUGCGGAAUGAUUCGCCUAACCAGGAUUUAAAGAGAACGCCAUCUGUUAUAUCCAAUGCCUCGAAAGAUGAGACAACAAAGAUACACCCAACUGAAAGAAAUAAAACCCAUUCUGCUACUUUAGGUCGAAAUGUAUCAAGCAAGCCGACAGAUUUCGCAGCUAGAAAUACGUCACUCAGAGUCGUGCCGACAAACAGUAGCUCCCGUGACCCAUCGCGAGGUGAGGUUCUAUUGUUAAUAUCCAAGCAUGAUUCUCAGUCCACGCCAAUGGCCGGGACCCCCCGAGUGGAUGAUUUGCCACUUGAAUCGAAAAUAGCAAGCCUUCCAGUCACUAAACCCCAGUUCAUCGUGAAAUUGAAAUAUGGGCGAUCAAACCGGAAACGAGUGGAGGCUCUUCUCAAAUUCUCCGGGAAAAAGAAACUGGCUUUGGGGAUGAAUUCCAGUGCUCAAGAUAUUCCUUUCAAGAAAGAAGACCGGACUCUUCACUCUACAAAGCUAGGCCCAGAACGCGUCCCGCCUCCGUCAUCUCGAACCGAGAAGAUGUCCAGGCAGGGGAACCCUAGCACAGCCAAUGAUUCAAGCAGCGAGCCUUCAAGAGGGGCGAAAAGCGUUAUUGUCAAGUCCGAUACACCCCUUGCCCGUGGUGCGUCAUCCACAAGCACACAACACCCACAGGAAAAGAUAAAACGUCCUGAGGGCACAUCGCAUAAGGACCAGAGAGAAAGCUAUGCUCGUCGGACUCGCCCCGGUGACAAUAGCGAAGAGAGCAAAAACACACUGCAAGCCACUAAAGCCAAUACUGGGGGUUCAGAAAGAGCCCCAAAGCUGUCGCCUUCACAGUCCGAUAGCCAGUCAGUCCGGGCAAAGAGCAAUGACCGAAGAGCCUGGCGUGACGAAUACCAGAGGCUUGGAAAUCUGGGUCGAGAACUGAAGCACACAGCAGAACGACAGAGAGCCAAAGAGGCCGGUACUGUGACGGACGACAAGCUGGCCACCGUAACUGCUAUUGAAGCCAUUCUUUGUUUUACGCUCGCUUUUGUUGCAGAUGAUCGAUCCAAGCAACUAGCUCGUCAAACCGGCGACUCUUCGACCUGGCUAUCCAUUCUAGCUUAUUGGAGAGUAGUCAAGAAGAGCAGUUCCGCUUACCCACAGCUGCAUAGCCUGUGUCUGCUCCUUGGUGCGGUAUCAUACGAUGCUAUCCAUGCUCUAGACCUGGAGCGUCUUGCGGCCAGUUCUUUGCCGGGUGAUCUUGCUGUUGCUCCCACGCCAGGCAGUGAUGGAAGCACAGUUAUUUCCGAGGAAACGAGGCGGGCUCGGAUGGAAUUCAUUGACUUGAAAACACGACUUCUGGAUUGUUAUAAAGAAAGCCAGAGGCUGUGGAUCGAGGGAACCUGUGGACUCUCAGAAGAUAUCAUAUCCCAUGAAUUCCCCAUCACUUGGUCCAAGAGGUCCAAGAACUACUCGGAGCGCGGGAAUCAACAUUUUGGGGUCGCCGAAUAUGCAGGAGACUAUUUUCUUCCCUUUGGAAAAACGACUGCACCCAUCGAAGUUGUCCGUUUCUGCUGGACUCUCGUCAACGAAUGGUGCAGGAAAGAGAAUGUGACUUGGAAUAGUAGACUGGGUCUAUAA
This is a messenger RNA of Penicilliopsis zonata CBS 506.65, 2469 nucleotides long. RefSeq lists its product as hypothetical. Lineage: Eukaryota; Fungi; Ascomycota; Eurotiomycetes; Eurotiales; Aspergillaceae. The transcript has a single exon. The record is from RefSeq and is a predicted model, not a curated record. Bases 1 to 2469 code for a protein of 822 amino acids.